This is a messenger RNA of Acaromyces ingoldii, 1421 nucleotides long. RefSeq lists its product as hypothetical. The coding region runs from base 58 to 1218 and encodes 386 amino acids. The record is from RefSeq and is a predicted model, not a curated record. The transcript has a single exon. NCBI's taxonomy places the organism in Eukaryota, Fungi, Basidiomycota, Exobasidiomycetes, Exobasidiales, Cryptobasidiaceae.
CGAUGAUAAGCAUUUAAGACGACCACCUUUCCCAUCCCGUAGCGAGAACAACACAGAAUGUCGGCAGCGCUGCCGCAAGGCGAAGAAGCGUUGGUACGCAGCAUCGACCUCACCACCGCCAUUGGUUCGUCGAUGUUCACCUUUGUUCUUUGCGUUGAGCUACUCUAUCUCCUCUUUUCAACGUCAGCGGCACGGCGAUCACUUCUUUUCCUGAUCAAUACCUUUUCGUUCCUCCUCGCCGCCGUUUAUUUCAUCCUCCUGGCAAAUCGCGCCACUUUGAUGAUUCAGGUGCUCGUUGGCGGUGAUGCGUCGCGUAAUGUCGACCUGGCCACCCACAUCACCGUGCACACCUUUCUCUCCCUCUUUGCGCCCCUGGUUGCCGAAUCGACCCUCACCUUCAAGCUGAUCGCCUUCUACCCCUCCUGGCACGCCUCGCGUAUCAAGAGGCUCGCAAUAAUCGGACCCUAUGUCAUCAUCCUACUCGUCCGCCUGGCUGCGAGUUUCGUUGUUCUCUGGGCUACUAUCAAGACGGACAUCGAACCAGCCAAGAAGGGCGUCGAUCUCUUCGACUACACGGCCUACAAUGAAGGUCAGAUUGUCCGUCUCGUUGAUUCGUGCCUUCAACUCGCCGGGUCGGCCUACGUCUCGUUCCUCUUCCUUCGACGCUCUUUUCUCUACCACAGGAGGACCCAGCUGUCGGUCUCCUCCUCUCUUGCUUCCAAUUCGACGUCGCCCCCGGUUAAGCGGCGGCUCCGCUUCUUCGUCGAGUCUGUCUGCAUGACCUUCAUCCCUCCAGUGUGCCUACACAUUAUCAUUGUCACAACACUCAAUUACGACACUAGGCGUUCUGAGUCGGCCCUAACGUGGGCUAUUGCCUUCAACGUCGCUUUCUCCUACGCCUUUAGUAUUCUCGCUACCAGCUGGUCAACAAUUAGAGAGACGCGCUCCUCCGCUACCAUUUCGAAAUCCUCGUCAUCAGUCAGGCCCGUACAGAGAGGAAUUCUCACCGAAAUGGAUGAAGAAAACGUGCCGUCGACAACCUCGCUGCGGUCAAUCGCGAUGAAAAGAUCUCCAUUGCAAGGGACUGUGUUGGGCUCUAUUAUUGGAGUAUCAGUGCAUGACGAUGACGAGGGAGACGAUGACAACAUGGAGAUCAUCGAAUCCUACCAAGAGAGUUCAUCGCAGCCCGACACACGGCAAAGACGUCGAUGGAGAUAACCAUCAGUUGUUCACGCUAGCCUGACGUCGUAGUUCCUCGAUCUUUUUUCUUCUUUGUGCCUCGACAAGACAUGUUGCCUUGAUCAGCUCUCCCGUUUAUCAUUUUUCUUUCGACUCACUUAUCUGUGUGCGCGUGCUUUUGACGCCCGUCUCAUUUUGACCAUGCCUAGACUGUGCUCAAGAAAUGAUAGCAACAUUCAGAC